This is a messenger RNA of Chilo suppressalis (striped riceborer), 1175 nucleotides long. The record is from the annotation of a GenBank genome assembly. Lineage: Eukaryota; Metazoa; Arthropoda; Insecta; Lepidoptera; Crambidae.
AUGGAGGCGGAAAAGGAAGGCAUAGUUGUGCCGCUCACUUUAGAAGACUAUUGCAUCAAAACUCAAGUCAAGUCUACGACGCAGGAGCCACAGUUGGACAUGACUGAUUUCUACGAUGACGAUUACGAUGAUCUCGACACUGAUUCCGACGAGGAGUUGGAAGGAGGCGAGGGAGACGGCGAUGACAGCGGUAAUGGGGAGUCUCGACCCUCUAGGCCCUCCGAGGCUCUCUGGCCCUGUGAGCACGGGAGGUCCGGGGGGCAUGGGGGCCCUGGUGGCCGCCUGGUUCCUGCGGGUCCCCAGUUCCUGGAGGUCUUUGGGAUCCUGGGGGCCUCGGGGGCCUUUGCGUCCUUUAUUCCUUCGAACUCUUGCGAGCCCUGUCCUUCUGGCACCCUGCGAGCCGCCUGGCCCCCCCGGGACUUCCUCGGCUACCUGGGCCUCCUGGGCCCCCUGGACCUCCUGGCAUGGAGAAUAUUUGAUUGUGGUCCGAAAUCUGUUACUUGCCCUCUAAUAUGUCUGCCACCAGUGUCAGGGACUGCGGAUAUUUUUUUCCAGCAAGUUAUGGGUUUAGCCUCCAGAGGUGUUCGUGUGAUAUCUGCUGAACCACCUCCGUAUUGGAACCUGAAAGAGUGGUGUGAUGGAUUCAAGAGACUUAUAGAUUAUUUGGAAUUGGAUAAAGUCCAUCUUUUUGGGGCUUCACUGGGGGGCUUCAUUGCACAAAUCUUUGCGGAAUAUACUAGAAACUGUCCAAAGGUUGCAUCGCUAGUCCUUUGCAAUAGUUUCACAGACACAUCUGUAUUCGAAUACAAUGAUUCUUCUGCAUUAUUUUGGCUUUUACCAUCACUAGUUUUGAAAAGGAUGCUCAUGGGAAAUUUCACAACAGACAAGGUUGAUAGAAGAAUAGCGGAGUCUAUUGAUUUUAUGGUUGAAAGGGUAAGUAUAUUAAUAUUGUUAUCUUUAUUCAUAUAAGUAUGUAUGUAUGUACAUAAGAACCUACUGUUGUGACUAAUGAAGAUGUUUUCCUUAACCUGUACUAAACACCUGUGUUGAUAAAUGCUGUACUCUUAUCCUGUAUUGUUGAAAGAAAUGUUCAAAACAAAAAAAAACAAUAGAAAAAAUAUUACGGUAAUAUCCCAUCAACUAACUGCACAUGUUAGAAUCCCUGAAUCAGUCGG